AUGGUCCUCCGAUGUAUAGUUGGUAUCGGAGAGGCCAGUUAUUCCACUCUCGCACCAACGAUCUUGACAGACCUCUUUUCUGGAAAUGCUCGAACUUCGAUUCUUGGCUUCUUCUAUUUCGCGGUUCCCGUUGGGAGUGGGCUUGGGUUCGUUUUGGGAUCGGUCAUCGCAAACGCCACUCAUAAUUGGACUUGGGCGUUGCGUAUUACUCCCACACUAGGUGUUUUUUGCACUCUCGCCCUUAUUGCUUUCCACAAGGACCCCCCACGUGGACGCGCCGACGUAUCCCUCGGAUUUACAGGUGAUUGCUUUGUUCUCGGGGCACUUGCUUGGUUCUCAGUGGACUACAUUCAGGAUGCCAUCAAUGCAAGGGGCUACGGUGACGCUUCAAAAUAUCCUGUGGCGCUCCUUUUCGGCAUAAGCACAUGCUUCGCAGGGCUCCUUGGAGUCGUUGUGGGAACCGCAUUGGCUCGGGCCCUCCGAGUUUACAUAACACGUAUUGAUGCGUAUAUCUGUGGCGCUGGCCUUCUUAUGAGUGCCCCUUUCGUAUUUGCGGGUCUUGUCUCACCAAUAUACAGCUUCUAUCUCUGUUUAGGAUUCGUCUUUGUUGGUCAAUUCCUCAUUUGUCUGAAUUGGGCGCUUAUAUCGGAUGUGACAAUGUCUGUUGUCAUUCCAACGCGUAGGGCGACCGCGAACGCCUUUCAAAUGCUCAUGUCGCAUGCCCUGGGGGACGCCAUUAGUCCAUUUAUCAUUGGUUUGAUUGCCGACACUCAAAUGACGAGUAAUGAAGUGACUUCUCGUUACCUGGGCAUGCAACGGGCUCUUUUAAUGAACGUGUUUGUGUGUAUCAUAGCCGGCUUUCUUUUCCUCUGUUCAUCCUGGUUCCUUGAAUCCGCUAAAGCCCGGGUUCAGUUUAUAGUUGAAGCGUCUCAAGUUAACCAAUUUGAUGUUCGCGAGACGGAAGUGGAAGCGGAAAGUCAGCCUCUUUUACGAAGUGACGACCUUGGCACGGUGCGAACCCAGUCCUGGCACUCCUUUGCGCGAACAGACUUGGCACUGACCUAG
Molecule: messenger RNA, 1065 nt
Organism: Mesocestoides corti
Lineage: Eukaryota; Metazoa; Platyhelminthes; Cestoda; Cyclophyllidea; Mesocestoididae
Source: the annotation of a GenBank genome assembly